GUUGACGUGGGAUAAAAGAGUGCCCGUGAAUGCAGCAUCUUUGUCAAAUCGGUAGUUCGCCCAAGGCGAUGACAAGCACUUGCAGACACAAGGAGAUAAGUUUUCGCUGACUUCAUUGCCCUUGAGAACAGACCACAUAGAGCUGAACAAUGGCCAAAAUUCAGAUCAGGAAAUACCAAGAUGACGACAAUGAGGCAGUAAAGGAGAUCUUCACCUUGGGGAUGAGCGAGCAUGUGCCUUCGUCCUUCAUGUUUUUACUCAAACAGCCACUGAGCCAGAUGGUGCUUAUGUGUGCAUUCUGUGCUCUCCUGACCAGCUCUAAGUCUUUUCUGCUGCCCAUCCUGGCUGUCACCCUGAUGCUUGCUGGUAUGCGGCAGUUCGUUGUCUAUAUGUUCAACCAAUAUAUUGACACCUGCUUUAGGAAGGACCUUAAAAACAUCAGUGACACCUACAUGAAGCAGAAGGAUUCCUGUUUUUGGGUGGCUGAAAGUGAUGGUCGUGUGGUGGCAACAGUGGCCUGCCUGCCGAAAGAGGAAGCACCUGGUUGCCUGGAACUGAAGCGCAUGUCUGUUCUCCGCAGUCAUCGCAGAAUGGGCAUCGCCAAGGAUCUCUGUCAGACAGUGGUAGAUUUUACACGUGACAGAGGCUACGCUGCAGUCAUCCUUUAUACCUCUGUGGUUCAAACUGACGCUCAGAAGCUGUAUGAGGCCAUGGGCUUUCAGAAGUUAAGAGAAAUUGUUGCCCCUGAAACUGUAGCAAGACUUAUAAACUUCACUCUGUUUGAGUACAGACUGGAAUUUGCAAUGGGUAAGAAAUAGAGACUGACACUGUCAUUAAGACACCAAACAAAGGAAAUAAUUUGGCUUUUUUUCAGGAGACAGGACAUACAACUAAUGCUCAGGGCAGAUAGUUACUGUACACAUUGUUUUCAAAAUGUUAAAAGGUCAAUGAGUUUAAUUAUUUUUAUAACUAAAUAUAACAUUAAGCUUAUUCAUAUUGAAAUCACAAGUCAAUUCUGUUACAUCUACAAUGCUCAUGACCAGGGGUCACCAACAUUUUUGCCACUGAGAGCUACUUCAAGGGUACUUAGUAAUAUGAAUAAGUAAUACAGACUUUCUGAACAAAGUAAUAAUAAUCGAAAAGAAAGCUAAUUCUGCUGCAUUAUGUUCUGGGACAUACAGUAGCAGCCAUUCGGCUAUCAUUGCAAGUGUUAUAAUCCAAAAAGUACAGUAACAGUACAAUUUAUGACCCUGUGGACUAGAUUUAUUUUUAGAACAUACCCACGGGCACCUUAACUAAAUAUUGUUGGUGUCCACUGCUCAAGACCAAACGUUUUUUUCUUUCUGAUUCAGUAAUAUAUAAAUCUGAAUUUUUUUUUGCAGCUUGAAACUUGAAAAAAAGACCAAACCUUGAUAUUGAAUUGUAUUGUUUGAUAUUGUGAUGAUGGUCACACGUUAACCUCUGUUGCUGGUAAAAUCUACAUUUUACACAACAAACACACCUGACAUGCAAUUGAACAUGUAUGUCAUUUUUAAUUUUAAAACUUGUAAAUGUCUUUAUUAUCAUCUUUCUGCUGCAUGGAUUUUGUGAAGUGCACAGUGAACUAUUAUUAGAGCCUUACUCUGGAUCCUUACAGUCCUAUUGGCUUGGCUGCUGUUGGAGACCUAAAACAAAGCCUGGCACCUGUUCAACUAAAAUCUAAAAACUAUUAAGAGAAACUGAGCUAAUGUGUCAUUUAAAGGUUGAGUAGAGCCAGGAAUUGUCUUACACAAGUUAAAUGUAUACAACAAAUGUUGUUUUACAUCAUAUCUUAAUUGUCUCUUAACCUUUCCUAAGACAAGUACUGAUUUUUGCUUUGACUUCUGAACGUAAGAAAGAUAACACUUUUUAUCAAUGGUUUGAUUUCUUCUACUGAUACAUUAUUUGUUCAUUUUUAAAUAAAUAAACCGUUUAUUAAUAAAAUGUAUUAAUUGGAUUUGAUCAUAAAAUAAAAAUAAACAUCUUAUUAAAGUGAA
Molecule: messenger RNA, 2015 nt
Organism: Cynoglossus semilaevis (tongue sole)
Lineage: Eukaryota; Metazoa; Chordata; Actinopteri; Pleuronectiformes; Cynoglossidae
Product: probable N-acetyltransferase camello
Exons: 3
Coding region: 150-818 (222 amino acids)
Molecular function (GO): N-acetyltransferase activity
Source: RefSeq, a predicted model, not a curated record